Colletotrichum destructivum is the source of this 2606-nucleotide messenger RNA. Its product is annotated as Putative major facilitator superfamily, MFS transporter superfamily. Gene Ontology annotation, molecular function: transmembrane transporter activity. The transcript is spliced from 4 exons. The record is from RefSeq and is a predicted model, not a curated record. Lineage: Eukaryota; Fungi; Ascomycota; Sordariomycetes; Glomerellales; Glomerellaceae. Bases 685 to 2409 code for a protein of 574 amino acids. Gene Ontology annotation, biological process: transmembrane transport.
UCAUCAUUCCGAACGUCCAGCACGGCCCGCCCAACCGAACCCCCCCCCGGACGCCGGAUAUCGGAGCAUGUGGACCAGACCGCACCUCUCGCGUGCUCACCCCCACGCCGAGUCGGUGCCGCGCGAUGAUGGACUCGCUGGGCGAUGAUAGGACAAGGCGACCCCCAAGACCUUAGCACACCCUGGGCCCUGAUCUCGCGCCGCGGUCAGUGAGCUUAUCUCCGCGACAAUUCCCCUCGGGCGGGUUUGGUUCCUUCGGUACCUAGUCAUGGUAAACGACCAACGUCUCCCCCUUUCCAGAGUCGCUUGUGUCAUGGAAAUCCGUCGUAGUUUGAACAAAACUUCCCCCAAUUGAACAAACGACGUGCUGUGAACUGAAGCUACAUUCCCAACCAAGGUUGUUGGAAGACGGCAUCUUAUGUUUUGGGUGCCAAGCAAAUAACCGACUUCCGUAUCCAAGUGCCAUGACUUCAUCACCAUCGCUUACCAACUCAACUAGCCCCCCUCGACGGACGCUCGCGCAAACGCUAGCAUCGGCAUUCGACUCCCCAACGAAAAAGAUCAGGCGGAAGACCCCGGGCCAAACGUGCUCGGAAACGCAGAUUAUAGACCGCUGCCACUACAGGAGAAUUUCAACUGAUCUCCAAGUUUCGGUGCGAAGGAAGUAUAAAUAUAUAAAAGCCCAUGGCGCAGACGCGAAACUCUGCCGAUGAUGGCAGAGGCAACACGAGCACGGACGUCGUCGGCGACAGGGACAUGGUCGCGGCGCCUGAGGCUGCGGCUGCGACGGCCGGGCCCGACGAGGCGGAGACGGAGGAGGUGGCAGUGGCGGGAGAAGCUUCCAGCCCGCAGGUCUCAGCCCUGAACUCUACCCCGGAUGGCUCCGGUGUGGAGAGGAGAGGGGGCAAUGUCUGGGCGGGCGACGAGACGAGGUCACCCACGCCGUCGCCGUCGAAUUCGGACUGCGAAUCGCACCGCGGCGGCAAGGGACGCGACGGGGUCGUGGAUCUGGUAGUGAAGGCGCUCACCUGGACGCCGAGGAAGCUUCGGUACGAUCCCGAGAACCCUCCGCAGUUUACUCUGGCGCUGAACUUUAUGUUUGCCGUGGCGGCGACGUUUACGGUGGCCAACCUCUAUUACAGCCAGCCGGUGCUGAAUAGGAUCGCCGAGACGUUCGAAGUCAGCUUUGAGAGGGCGUCGUCGGUAGCGACGUUGAUGCAGGCCGGAUACGCGGCUGGGCUAUUGUUCAUCUGCCCGCUGGGCGACAUGGUGCGGCGCCGGCCGUUUAUCCUGGGACUCAUCUGGGUGACGGCGAUGCUCUGGCUCGGCCUCUGCGUGACAAACUCCUUCGAGGCAUUCCUGGGCCUCUCUUUUAUCGUCGGUGCCACGACUGUCACGCCGCAGCUCAUGCUCCCGCUCGUGGCCGACAUGGCCCCGACGCACAGGAAAGCAAGCUCGCUGUCCAUCACGACGUCGGGCCUGAUGCUCGGCAUGCUCAUCGCGCGCCUUUUGUCGGGCAUCGUGGCCAACUACACGUCGUGGCGCACAAUCUACUGGGUCUCGUUCGGAGCGCAGUACGCCAUUCUCAUCCUGUUGUUCUUCUUCCUGCCGGACUAUCCGUCCAAGAACCCGGACGGGCUGAACUACUUUCGCGCGCUGUGGACGAUCGUGACCAUGUUGUUUACGGAGCCAGUUCUUGUGCAGGCGUGCUUGAUAGGGUUCUUCAUCAGUGCCAUCUUCACGUCGUUCUGGACGACGUUGACGUUUCUGCUGGCGUCACCGCCGUACGAGUACCCGUCCAUCACGAUCGGGCUGUUCUCGCUCAUCGGCAUCGCGGCAAUCUGCGGCGGGCCGGUUUACGGGCGGCUCAUCAUGGACCGAUACGUGCCGUUCCUGUCGUCGGUGCUGGGUCAGAUAGUCAUUUUCGUCGGAUGCGUGGUGGGCGCCUUCACGGGCGAGUUCACGGUUGCGGGACCUGUCAUCCAGGCGAUCUGUAUCGACAUGGGCAUCCAGACGGCACAGACGGCGAACCGGACAUCUAUCUACACCAUCAACGCCAAGGCGAGGAACAGGGUCAACACCGCGUACAUGGUGUGCGUGUUUUGCGGACAGCUGACAGGGACAGCGGUGGGCAACAGGCUGUAUGCGCAGGGCGGUUGGAAGUACAGCGGAGGCGUAUCUGUUGGUUUCAUCGGUCUAUCAAUUAUCAUCACCAUGCUCAAAGGCCCAAGGGAGACGAGGUGGAUCGGCUGGAGCGGCGGGCACAAGCUGCGCAGAGACAACGUCGCGAAGAAGCCGGAGCCGGUGUCGCCCGAAGAUGAACGAGGGACAACGAGGGCGGAAGGGGAGGAGGAGGCGACGGGGGAAAAGAGGCCGGAGACCGGAGCCGAUCACUCGGUGGCGCGAUGAUUCGGCGGUGACCGGGGGUCGAUGUACGUCGGUGGCUGGGCCCGGGUCUUGGCUGUCGAAUUGUGGUCUGGCCAGCAGGUGUCCCAUGUCCAUAUUGAACUCCAGUUGAGCAAAGUUUGGCCCGUCCAGAUGAGGCUUUUGAGCUGAAACUGCGAUGAUGAAGUGUCGGAAACUCAAGCUCGAGAGAUGCUCAUGAC